Messenger RNA from Ctenopharyngodon idella (grass carp), 3433 nucleotides. RefSeq names its product cytochrome P450 2J2. Gene Ontology annotation, cellular component: intracellular membrane-bounded organelle; cytoplasm. Gene Ontology annotation, biological process: xenobiotic metabolic process. The coding region runs from base 217 to 1707 and encodes 496 amino acids. NCBI's taxonomy places the organism in Eukaryota, Metazoa, Chordata, Actinopteri, Cypriniformes, Xenocyprididae. Gene Ontology annotation, molecular function: heme binding; iron ion binding; oxidoreductase activity, acting on paired donors, with incorporation or reduction of molecular oxygen, reduced flavin or flavoprotein as one donor, and incorporation of one atom of oxygen. The transcript has 9 exons. The record is from RefSeq and is a predicted model, not a curated record.
AGGUUGGAAUGGGGGUGUGUUUUUUGUUACAAACUAUAGACAUAAUUACAUAACAUUGUUACAUAAUGGCUUCCAAACUCUUCAUAUGCCCCCUUGCUGCUGACUGAGACCCACAUUAACUUGUUUUGCAGAUAAAAAGUGCAUGUGAACUCUCACACACACCCUGUUCACAACAGUCGGGUUGAAAUAAGUUUACUUCAGAAGAGUUUGCUGUCCAUGGACUCAGUCAUGAUUUUAAACUCCUUAUACGAGUGCCUGGAUUUUAAAGGCUGCUUGUUUUUUAUUUGUUUACUGCUGCUGCUUAUAGAUAUGAUCAGAAAUAAAAAUCCAACAAAUUUUCCACCAGGACCCUGGCCGCUACCCGUCCUAGGAAAUGUCUUCACUGAUGUUAACUAUAAAACUGUGGACCAGCUGAUUGAGAAGUAUGGGAACAUCUUCAGCCUCAGAAAUGGAUAUGAUAAAAUAGUGUAUGUGUCUGGGUUUAAAAUGGUGAAGGAUGUUUUGAUCACUCAAGGGGAAAACUUCAUUGACCGCCCUAUUUCACCUUUAUUUGACUCACUUUAUAAAGGCAGAGGGAUGUCCUUUAACAAUGGCUACUCAUGGAGGAAGCAACAGCAGUUUGCCAUGAGUCACUUGAAAAACUUUGGAGAGGGGAGGAAGACUCUAGAAGAACAUAUUCAACGAGAGUGCUACUUCCUGUGUGAAGCCUUUAAAGAAGAGCAGGGUUGCCCUUUUGACCCUUUGGUCAAAAUAAACAAUGCAGUGGCUAAUGUUAUCGGUAGCCUGGUGUUCGGCCAUCGAUAUGAGUAUGAUGAUGUUGAUUUCCAGAAGCGUCUUCAAAUGAGUGCAGAGUCAGUGUUUCUUACAGGAUCUGUGUGGAACCAGCUGUAUGAUACCUUCCCGGGUAUAAUGAAGUGGUUGCCAGGACCUCAUCAGACAAUAAUCUCAAACUAUCAAGAGUUAUCAAACUUCCUGAAAGAAAAGGUCAAGCAACACAGACCAGACUGGGACAGCAACAAUCCUAGAGAUUAUAUUGAUGCUUACUUGACAGAAACUGAGAAGAGGAAGAAUGACACAGAGGCAGGGUUUAAUAUUGGCAGUCUGGUGUGGUGCAUGGUGGACUUGUUUGAGGGUGGAACUGAAACAACAACCAACACACUCCGAUGGGCUCUGCUUUUCCUGAUCAAGUACCCUGACACUCAAAAGAAGGUCAGAGUAGAGAUUGAGCAGGUGAUUGGCUCCCGUCCACCUACUAUGUCCGAUAAGGCAAACAUGCCUUACACCAAUGCUUUCAUUCAUGAGGUUCUCAGGAAAGCAAACCUUGUGCCUCUCAAUAUGGCUAGAGUUGCGAGAAAGGACACAACUCUUGGUGGCUACUUGAUACCAAAGGGUACUGUGAUGAUCACUAAUCUGACGUCAGUGCUGUAUGACAAACAUGAAUGGGAAACACCAGACACCUUUAACCCUGGACACUUUCUAGACUCUGAGGGCCAGUUCUGCAGGAGAAAUGCCUUUUUCGCCUUCUCAGCAGGCAAAAGGCAGUGUCCAGGAGAGUACCUCGCACACAUGGAGCUGUUCAUCUUCCUCACCAUCCUCCUUCAGACCUUCAGUUUCAGUCCUCCUCCUGGUGAGGAGCCCAGUCUGGAGAGCCAGGUGGGCUUCACACAGGCACCUCUGCCAUACAAGCUCUGCGCUCACACGAAAUGAAGGAGUGAGAAUGGAGUGUAUGCAGUAUGGCAACUUAUCUGCAAGAAAUAUCACCCACAGCUUCCGUUUAUUUAUGGUUACACUCUGGGACUUUUACAUAUACAAACUAUGUACAUGCUCAUUUAAAGUAUAGUGUGAUGCCUAAGAAUUCCUGUAUUACACAGAUUAUGAUUUGGUGCUCUGGCCUUAAAAACUUGCCUCCAGUUUACACAUGGAAAGAAUUUAUUCUGUCUGAAAAUAGCCACGUUCGGUAAAAUUUGUGAACCUUUUUUUCUUAGUUACAUACUUCUCUUUACGCAUUAUUAAUUUCCCUCCUACCGUUCAACAGUUUGGGGUCAAUACGAUUUUGAUGAAUACUUUUAUUCAGCAAGGAUGCAUUAAAUUGAUAAUAAGUGACAAUAAAGGCAUUUAAAAUGUUUCAGAAGAAUGCCUAUUACUAAAACAAUCCUAUAAUAUAAUAAUAUUGUUAUAAUGUUAUACACAAUGUUAUAAUGGUAUGUUAUAUAGUCUAUCUAUCUAUGUACACACACUAAAACAUUUACAUCUGAUAAUACAUUUACAACAGUUUCCUGCCUUAUUAACAUUAUAUUUAUUUUGCUCAGCCUGACUCAACUGUAAACCCUAAUCAGUUGUCAGAACUCAAAAAAAGUUGAAUGAGAAAUUUAAAGUUAAGAAACUCAAAGUUUUAGUAAGAUCUUUAUUUUGUACUCAUACAUUUUUAUUUUUCUUAACUUGAAAUAUUUGAGUACACUGAUUUAUACAUUUAACUUAAAAUUAUCAGGUUAUCUCAAUGUAAAGAUUUUGCUAGCUAUAACAAACUAAUUCAGAAAAUGCCAAUAUAAUGGAAAGUACCUUUUACUCAAAAUGUGCCAAAAAGUUUAACUAUUAUUUUUGAGAUCAUUCAACAUCUAUCAGAGAUUUAAGUUAACACGAAAUAUUAAAGUUUAGAGUUCAGGGAACUUGAAAAAAUAGAUUCAACCAUAAUCAAAUAUUUUAAUGUCAAACAUACGCCCUCUAGUGGCGUUUUUUCUUCUUCUUUUUUUUACCAAAAUGUGACGUCAUCGCUGAAUGUGCACUCAGGCGCUUUCCCUCCUUGUUUGCAGGGCAGUUAGAUUCGACAGCAGGUCAAUUCAAGUCCAAAUACAUGCAUUUUUAUUUCGAUAGCUACAAAAAUAUGUAAGUAUUCAGCUGUUUAAAAUAAUGUUUCAGACUGGUCUAAUUAUAGUUGGUAUCGGUACACACACACACACACACACACACACACACACACACAAAACAUAACACUUAAUUUGAGCAUUUACUCUCCCUAUCGAGUGCCAUGGGCAAAGCAUGCUGGAAAAUGGAAAUCCCAGCCCGGUUUCAGUUAAACUUAAGUUAGUCUAAAUUAAAAGAAAUGAGUUCGUACAACUCAAACCAAUGAAACAGUUCAGUUUACUUAAAAUAUAUCAGUCCUGUGAACUCAAAAGAAAAAGAAAGUUCUAAAUUCUCAUAACAGUUAAUUUAACUGAACUGAUUUGUUCAAUUCAAGUUUGUCCUACUCAAACCAAUUAAGUAUUUUAAGAAUUAGGGUUUACAGUGUACCUGUAUUGAAGAACUGAUGUGGUGUGUAUCUUUGUGAUUUUGCUUUACUUUUAUCUUCCUUUCAAGUCUAGACAUUUAAGCUUUGCCUGAGUGACCAUUAGUGUGCUUUAUUGAUUGAUUUACAAGCAAUAAAACAUGAAUUCAA